Messenger RNA from Syzygium oleosum, 1632 nucleotides. Its product is annotated as light-inducible protein CPRF2. Bases 48 to 1364 code for a protein of 438 amino acids. Gene Ontology annotation, biological process: regulation of DNA-templated transcription. The transcript has 6 exons. The record is from RefSeq and is a predicted model, not a curated record. NCBI's taxonomy places the organism in Eukaryota, Viridiplantae, Streptophyta, Magnoliopsida, Myrtales, Myrtaceae. Gene Ontology annotation, molecular function: DNA-binding transcription factor activity.
AAAGCCCACCGUAGAGAGACAGAGAGAGAUCAAUCAUCGUGGCGAAGAUGAAUUCCGUGUUCCCCGUCGACGAAAUCGGCGACUCCUACUGGCCGCCGCCGCCGCCGCAUCGGGUGGCGCUGCCGCCGUCGGCGGUGGCCGAUCCCGCGCCGGGGGCGAUGGGGCGGAGCCAAUCGGAGUGGGCGUUGGAGAGGUUCCUGGCCGAGGGGACGUGCUCCGGCGCGAUCUCUCCUUCCUCUUCUUCGAUCGCGCCGCCGAACCCGAAGCGGCUGUCGGAGGGCGGAGAUCUCCACGACGUCGUCGAGAUCAAGAAGCCGAACGACCAGCUCGCGCGGCUGAAUCAUCAGCCGCCGCAGCCGCCGCCGCAGCCGCAGCCGCAGCCGAAGGUGCCGGUCAAUCCCGACGACGGCCACGCUUUCCUUAAGAGUCAGCUCGAGAUUGAGUGUGCUGCCGUCGCUCGCUUCCGUGAGUCAACUACGAAGCCAGGAGAACCUACUUCUUUUCCCAAGAUGCCGUUACAGGCCUCGAUUUCUACACAGUUGGACAUCCAAGCUGAUGGUUCUGGUCAUGGUGUGCCAUUACCACAAGUUGCAGAUAAUGGAUCGUUUGGCAUUCCAGCCUUACCCUCCAUACAAAGAGAUUCAGGUGUGCAAGUUAAGCAAACAACAAGUGAGUCGUCAAGGGAGGAUUCAGAUGAUGAUGAACUUGAAGGCGACACAGGAACCACUGAAAACAAAGAUCCUGCUGAGGUCAGACGUGCUAGAAGGAUGCAGUCAAAUCGAGAGUCAGCUAGACGAUCCAGAAGAAGAAAGCAGGAGCACAUGAGUGAACUUGAAAACCAGGUGGGCCAACUGAAGGUUGAGCACACUGCACUACUGAAGCGUCUCACUGACAUGAACCAAAAGUAUGAUGUAGCAUCAGUUGACAACAGAAUUUUGAAAGCUGACAUCGAGACAUUACGAGCAAAGGUGAAAAUGGCUGAAGAAACAGUCAAGCGGGUUACUGGAAUUAAUCCACUUGUCAUUGCUAUGUCGAACUUGCCUAGUUCAGACCCGUUUGUGAGCAGCCCAAUGGAUUCAUUCACAACUGCUGCUACGCCGAUGCAACCAAAUGCCGACCACUUCUUUCAUCAUGCAGCUCCUAAUAUAACCUCUAUCAAUCCGCAUCACCCAAGAUUUGAUGACAGUGGCUUCCCCAGGAACAACCCACUUCCAGUGCUCGCAAACAUACAAGCCGAUGCCGUUUCGAACAAUGUGGCUCCGGUUUCGUCAAUGCAGGGUGUUCAUGGCGCCUCCGGGACUAUUCCUGGUUGGAGCUCAAACAUUCCUCCUCCACUGGCAAACACUAACACUAAAAAGAAGUAGACGCCCUGCCUGGCAUCAUUCCUUUGUUUGUCGAUAGAAUCUGUUGGAAUAUCUCUAUCUCUACAUGUACUUCUGCAUGCAUCUGGAUUGUCAAUGCAUCUUUAGGGUGUGCAACUAAACUUAGUCCAGACAAGGAGUGGAUCAUCUGGUGUCGCACCAUGUUAUGUAGCCUAUGCAUUAUAAAAUAGAAGUGAAAGGAAAAUGCGAAGCCUUUUGUUCUCGCAGAAUCUUCUUGGAGUACGGUAAUUGCAAAAGGAUGUUCAGGGUA